This is a messenger RNA of Ilyonectria robusta, 2955 nucleotides long. RefSeq lists its product as uncharacterized. The transcript is spliced from 3 exons. The record is from RefSeq and is a predicted model, not a curated record. The coding region runs from base 26 to 2722 and encodes 898 amino acids. Lineage: Eukaryota; Fungi; Ascomycota; Sordariomycetes; Hypocreales; Nectriaceae.
CAGCAGGAACAGCGGCUACCGGCAGAUGCACGACGGCCACGAGUUGUCCGAAUUCGACGACACAAACAGCAACACGAUUGCGGCCGACGGCUCCGACGCCGGGAGGGGCAACUCCCGCGGGCUCGGCAUCUCCAUGACCCGCAACUCCGGCCGCGUCCCGGCCGGUGGGAGCCCGCCGGAAACUCCGCAUUCCAACCAGGGCCUUCUCGACAAUACCUCCUCCGUCGCCUCGCCUGCUAUCGGGCUGUCUCCCAAUCCGUCUUCGGGAUACCCUCCUCCGACAUAUUUGAGUCCGGACGUCUCCCGCCCGCCUGCCAUGUCUGCAUCCAUGAGCGGCCCGGACAGCAUCUGGACUCCCGCUAUGCCUUCCUCCAGCCGCCACUCUCACAAUGAUCCCGAUACUGAAUCCAUGGACGCCAAGAUACCAGUGCCUGAGCCCGGUUCUCGCGGAUUGCUCUCAUCCGGACACGGUCCCGUGGGAGUGCCUGAAGGCUUCGAACCUAGAGGUGAGGUGCCGGACGAUGACUUUGACGACGACACCUUCUAUAGGAAGUUCCAGGAGCCGCCGAGCAACUGUUGGUCCAAUCAAGAUAUCCACCAGAAGCGAACUAGUUGGCUCUCUGUUACAAUUUACGUCCUGUCCGUUUAUUCUACCGUCGCGAGCGGCAUCUGGCUCGUCACUGCAAUCCUCCAACCCAGAUGGGGCCGACAGAUCUCCUCCAAACACGGCCUGUUACCCUCCACGGCCACCACCUUGUCCGCGCUUUUUGCAAAGACCAUUGAAAUGUCUUUUGUAACGGUAUUUGUCUCCUUCAUCGGCCAAGUUCUCACCCGGAGAGCCUUCAUCCGCAAGGCCCAGGGCAUGUCCCUCGCCGAGAUGACGAUGCGCAAUUGGGUCAUCCAGCCGGGAUCUCUCAUCACCCACUUCGAGACGCUGCCCUCCUCCGCCAUGACUAUUCUCGGCAUGUUAUGCCUGACUGCCACCUUUGCUUCUGCUUUCUACACCACUGCUUCCGAUGCCAUGGUCUCGCCCAAACUCAAAUCCGGCAAGUGGGAGAACAAGGAAAUGACUGGCUUCGUCCGCGCCUCGUACGCCAACACACAAUACGUCGCGUCCGACUGUGCCUAUCUUCUUAAUUUAAAAGACGAUCCCUCGGCUAGUGAGUCUUGUGAGAAUAUUCAGUUCUCGGGCCAUUCAUACCGGAAUCUACUUAAUUUCAUGACUACAUGGACAAACAUCAACAAAAACGGCACCAUUAUACAAAACGACUUGGACAAGCGACCCCGUAGUACCAUGCUACUGUACGAUAAUACCACAAUGUACUCCCAGUGGAUCGAAACUGAGCACAGCAAUGUGACGGCACAGUACGCAGAGACGGGCAGGAUCAUCAACAACGUCACUCUCGCCAUGCCCCAUCCCGGCGUAUACGCUGCUUCCACGUCCAAUAUCAACGGCAUUCUCCAGCCCGACGAUCUUUCUGGAGUUGGCGAGUACGCCGUCCGAGCCGGCGUCGUUUCCCCAGCCAUCAACGUCCUCUGCGCUAACAUGGACGCGGACGAGCUGGCUCCUCUGGUCUACACCGAGUGGCCCAACGCGCAGAAUGACAAGACCGGCGUCAGCGAUCAAAUCAAGGGGUGGAGCGGUUGGGAGGGCGAGGUUCCGCAGCCAGUUGACAAGAAGAACAAGGAAAACUACCUCAACCGAACUGACGUCGACGACAUAUUCCAAUGGGGGCCAAAGUACAAGCGAAGACCCCCGGUCUUUCAGCUCUACCCCUACGACUUCAACCUGCUGGCCAAUGCCACCGUGACGGGAUCAGACGCCAUCUACAUGCUGGGCAAGACGGCCGACUUUAACAACUACACCCUCUGCCAACUGCGCUCCUGGACAUCUCCCAACUGCUCCACCCAGUUCAAUAUUUCUGGAACUGCUGGUGCGAGUCUGACGGCUCAUUGCGAGGACCCGAACGAUAGGGAUAGUUACCUGCGAUCCUUUGACGCCGACCAGGGAUGGUCUGCGCCCUCGCUGGACUGGAGGUGGCUCGCUGACCAGUGGCGAUUGUCCAUGGAUCUCAACGGCGGCUCCAUCAACAACAAUGCAUCAAACGCACGCGUCCUUACACAGCUCGCCCUCCAAGAGCCCAAGCUCCCCACAUCUCUACCAUCUAUGGCCGAGGCCUUCGCCGUCUACGCCAGCUCCCUCGUCGUCAUUGCCUCCAUCGACACGCCCUUCCGCCACUAUUGGGACUACGACGACCCCAACAACGUCGUCACGAGCGGGUCUGGUCACCGACAGGCCUUCAACGCGUCCCUCAUCACCCAGCAGUACACGUCCGGCCACAUCGACACCUGGCAGAACCUAUUCUACGUCAUCCUCGUCCUCGUCUUCGCCAUCAACUUGCUCUGCCUGGGAUGGUUCAUCGUGCGCUCCGGCUUGGUGACAGACUUCACCGAGCCACAGAACAUUUUUGCCCUGGCCAUCAAUAGCCCGCCCAGCGCGCAGUUUAACGGCAGCUGCGGCGGCGGUCCGGAGAAGAAGCAUCUCGAAGUGCCUUGGCGUGUUGCAUAUGCACACAGCGCGAAUCACUUCUUCUUCGAGGAGGCGAAUAGCGGGUUACCGAGUGGGAAAUUCGCGACUGAGACUGUGUGUACGGGCCGCGAGCUUCCGCAGGCGAGGCAUGGCAGCUACAAAAGGUUGAGCAACAGUCGGGGAUGGUUGUAACGAGGACCUUCUUGAGAGGUAAAUGAAAUUCAAUAAUUGUUUUGGAUAUCGCAUAUAGCAAGGAGUUUUGUUGUCAUUGGUGGUCUAGCGCUUUGUGGGCAAUUUCAUCGGGAUGAUGGAGGUGACGGGAGUAAAUGGCAUCCAAGUAUAUACACAAAGCCACUUACACAAUUGCAUGAAUAUGUUAAGCGCAUAUCCUAAGCCUGAACUAAAUACUUGGCCCAUUAUAAAAC